GCCAGCCUCCCCCAUGCUACAAGCUGCUUCCCUGUUCGCUGUUUGACUUGCAAAACGCCCUCUUCUGCUCUUCUCAAACUACAGCCCCGGUCCUGCCCGUCAGAGAUUAUUUGCUCCUUUCUCUUCCUCCUCCAAGAGCCAUGCCUGCUCCUCUUCUUGCAUCCCCGACGUGUCUCUCCUGUUCUCGACCAGAACAUUGUGUUUCCAAUUCCAGCGCAUGGGCUCUGAAAUAGAAUCUGAGCUCCUCUAUAUACCAGCGACUGGGUCAGCACGCCAGGGUCUUUCUAUUUAAGCACGUCAAUCGCCCCUCUGACGUGCCUGCUUGACACCGGAGCCUGAUCCGCCAGGCGCGCUCAACACCAGUCUUUCGAGGUCAAUGCUUUACCACCACUCUUUAGCCUUUCCAGAACAUGGAAUCGCGGUUACGGAAGUUACUCUCGCCCAGAAGACACAAAGGGCAGCGGCGACAAGAUGCUUGUCCCGAGUUGGAUCUGCAUAGCGUCCCGUACACGACAGCUCCACCCCAGGGCCGUUUACCUCUCUUCAACAAAUCCAAUGGUGUUACAGCGAAGCAAAGCAAAGUCAACUCGCCUCCAGAUCGUCUUCGAUCUUUGUCUUAUGACAAGGCCGCGCCAGGGAAGCCGCCUGAGCUGGGAGACCGACCGCACCGAGGCAAUGGCCCUGUCAAGCUUCAGACAAGUCGUCGCCUGAGUUCCGGGGAGCUCCUGGUCACCGAGCAGGACUACGAUCGCACUCUCGAAGACAUCAAGCAGGGCGAGUAUAUCGUUGGCGGCAAGGAACGAAGGACUUCCCACACCUCAUCACAGCCCAAGUCACCCACUGAGCCUCGCAAUUUCAAGUUCAUCUCCACCGCUCCAAGUUCCCCUCGAGAUCAAGUCACCUUUUCGAGCACCAUCUGGCAGCCUCCAUCCGUACUCAGUGACAUGGCACCACCCACAUCUUCCAGCUGGGCUUCAGGCAGCUUUGGUCACCAAGACCGCUCAUAUUCUUCCCAGGAAUUCCACUCCAAUAUCUCUAGCCCUGGUUCUAACAACCAUGGGCUCGGCAUCUCCAGCCCAGCCCAACCAUUCUUUUCGCCCUAUAUGGCAUCAACCGCGUCCCUGCUUGAGCCUCACGAGGAACAGAACCCGACGAUUCAAGCGCUUUGGAAGGCAGAAUACGGUCGGUUGGUCUCCAUAUAUGGACAAGUCGGGGUUGACCGGACCAUUGGGGAGCUCAACAGAGAUCGAGCGGAGGCGCUUAGGCCGCCCCCGUUGCUUUCCACUCGCGAUAGCCCUUACUCGGCCUCGUCAGUGUCACUAAACCAGAUAAUUCAACGGCCACCAGAUUCAGGAAGACGUGGCCUCGGAAUCAAGGCCUCCGGAUCGACGCCCAACCUCGAUCUUGCGUAUCUAGACGAACACUCCGAUCGCUCAUCUCACGCUAGAUAUUCGCACCUUUCUUCGAGCGGUGCGUCAUCUUCCUUCACGACGCGGACGAGCGUGGCUGAAGAUCCCAGCAUCAGCAGGGACGAUAUCCGAAAGAUUGUCGACGAAAUGCGCACAACCUAUCUCCAUGCCAUUGAAGCGCACACACCUCUCCGGCCUCUGCCUGAUGCCCCGGCCAAGAAGCCUCGAUCCAAAAAGGAGACUCCUUCGCUCGCGUCGUAUGCCUCGGUGGAUGGCAGUCUAAGAUCAGCGAGUCGGCAGUCAACGACCCGCACUAAAUCAUGGCAAUCCUCGACGACUCUUAUGACGACCCCACGGACAUCAGUCUCGUCGCCUAUGCUCAGAUCGAAACGGACAAGCUCUGCGACGAGUCGACGAACUUCAGGCCAGCCUGUAGCCGGCAUUGCCACCCUGCCGGCCAUCCAAGCGAGCCCGGCCAAGUCGGCCAAGUCGAACAAGAGCGGGACGAGGAAGAAAAACGACGAUGUAGGCCUGAAACGCGCCGAUUCGACCACAUUGGGCGUCAUGGCUCGAAAGCUGACGAUACUCGAUGACCGCCAUUCAAGUAUCUCGUCCCAACCCACAGUUGGAUCGUCUCUGACAUUUUACAACUCCUCGAGAUCAGACUCGGAUUCGGGUUCCGAGAAGAGUCCCCCACCAGUGUCACCUAAACUCUCGCCCGCCAAAGCCUCUUCAGUGCAGCACACGCCUGAGAAACACAAGCCAGCCGUGCGCCAAGUUUCGCCCCUCUCGAAGCAACCGUGGCAGAUCGACGUCGACCAGAUUCUCCCGGACGAAGAGCUUGAGUUGGCUCUGGACAUUGACGAUUUCGAGGCCUUGUGCGACGGCUUGUUCAACACCCCGGCCAUGGAGCGAGAGCCCCAAUUCAACAUGCUCCAAAGAUGGGGCGGCGAGGAGACGGCUGCUGACUGCGAUGAUGUCCUCGGCAGUGAUGACGGUGACACGCUCGCCAUCGACAGUCCGACGAUCUUGAAGAUGCCACAGGCCUCAAUGGACCAAAUCGGUCUGGGCGUGACUGGACUUCCCACGAUGAUAUGAGCACCGCUGUCGUACCGGCUCUUCCAACCACCUACAGUCCCUACCUACCUACGCACGUCCCUCCUUUCAACCAACCAACCAACCAACCAACCAACCAAC
This is a messenger RNA of Cladophialophora immunda, 2606 nucleotides long. RefSeq lists its product as uncharacterized. Bases 411 to 2507 code for a protein of 698 amino acids. Lineage: Eukaryota; Fungi; Ascomycota; Eurotiomycetes; Chaetothyriales; Herpotrichiellaceae. The transcript has a single exon. The record is from RefSeq and is a predicted model, not a curated record.